Rhizopus microsporus ATCC 52813 is the source of this 1627-nucleotide messenger RNA. Its product is annotated as cora-domain-containing protein. Gene Ontology annotation, molecular function: magnesium ion transmembrane transporter activity. The record is from RefSeq and is a predicted model, not a curated record. The coding region runs from base 55 to 1563 and encodes 502 amino acids. Gene Ontology annotation, biological process: intracellular magnesium ion homeostasis; magnesium ion transmembrane transport. Gene Ontology annotation, cellular component: membrane. The transcript has 5 exons. Lineage: Eukaryota; Fungi; Mucoromycota; Mucoromycetes; Mucorales; Rhizopodaceae.
CUUUUUUCUUCUCUCUUUUUUUUGCUCUUUAAUGCUAAAAACUAGUUCACUAACAUGGAGGAGGAAAAUCACCACAUGAGAUCAUACUUGGGAUCAACUCAUUCCGGUGACUAUGUUUUACAAAUAGAUCCUGAAUCUACAUCCUCUACACCUCCUCAAAAAUUACUGGACCUUCAAACAAGAGAUAGUGAUGUCGACGUUUGUUACCCUUAUCAAGAUCAAUCAUCAGAUCAACAUCCAACCGUAGACAUAGAUUCACUCAAUAAAUACUUGAAGGACUCACCUGAGCCUGACAACAACUAUCUGGAGAAACAUCAAUUGACGGCUAAACUGGAUGAUCUGCUGGACAGUAAUAGUAGCAGCGAUAAGAUACGUAUCGCUAGGAAAUAUAGUCUCUACGGAGAAAAUGUACAGGAUCCGUAUUUGAUAGAUCAAGCAAUGGAUAGAUGCACUUUUUAUUCCGCUGAGCUUGGAUCAAUCGAAAAUAAAUCUUUUAGGCAACUUUUGGUCACAAAGCCUCCUGAAGCCAUUAAUACGGUUGCGGAAUUAUUGACAAAUACGACUAAUUGGUGGUUGGAUAUAUGUGCACCUUCAAAUGAGGAAAUGAGAUCUAUUAGCAAAAUAUUCCGUAUUCAUCCACUUACAACUGAGGAUAUUCAAGCCCAAGAAUCAAGAGAAAAAUGCGAAAUCUUUCAGCAUUACAUGUUUGUCAGUUUUCGUACGUUCAAUCAAGAUUUCAAUAGUCCAAAUUAUCUUGAUGCAAUCAACUUUUACAUUAUUGUCUUUAGAGAUGGUGUUUUGACUUUUCAUUUCCAAGAUUCGCCUCACCCUCGAAACGUCCGACGCCGUAUUCAUCAACUCAAGGAUUUUAUCAAAGUUACUCCCGAAUGGAUCAACUACGCAUUGAUCGACAACAUCACUGAUGGAUUUGCUCCAUUGAUUCAACACACCGAACUAGAGGUAGACUCGAUUGACGAUCUUGUCCUCGUCUUGAACGGUUCAGAACAGAAUGACAUGUUGCGAAGAAUCGGGAGUUGUCGAAAGACGGUCAUGCAACUCAUCCGCUUACUCGGACCAAAGGCUGAUGUACUUCGUAGCUUGAUCAAGCGUUAUGAAGAUAAAGCAAAAGAAAUGGAAUACAAUAACAUGCGAGCAUUAGAACCUAACAACACCGGAGUAGAUUCUCCACCAGAGCAUGAUGAAGUGAAGGCUCAUCAUGACGUUACCCUCUAUCUUGGAGAUAUUCAAGAUCAUAUCAUCACUAUGCUCCAAAAUGUUAGUCAUUAUGACUUGAUUCUUGGUCGUGCUCAUAGAAACUAUAUUGGUCAGAUCACUAUAGAACUCUCACAAGCUGGUAAUACGACGAACGAAGUGAUCAAUCGAUUGACGUUCUUUGCAACCAUCAUUGUUCCUCUGAACCUUGUCGGUGGUCUAUUUGGUAUGAACGUUCAUGUCCCUGGCCAAAACGAAAAUGACCUUACGUGGUUCUUUUGGAUCGUGAUGGGUAUGCUGAUCUAUGUUGUAGUCAUGAUGGCUAUUGGCAAACGAACAGGCUUCCUUUAAUUUACUACCUAAUACUAUAUAGACUUUACAUAUAUCCUCCAUAAUAAACAACUUGGUUCCUGUC